Linum trigynum is the source of this 2845-nucleotide messenger RNA. The record is from the annotation of a GenBank genome assembly. Lineage: Eukaryota; Viridiplantae; Streptophyta; Magnoliopsida; Malpighiales; Linaceae.
UAUGAAGUAGACAAAUGUAGCACGGAAUUAGCUCAUUGAGCCGAGCAUAGCAUGAAGAUGAAAGAACUAGGAGGACAAGAUCUCCAAAUAAACUAUUGUGAAAGGUGCUCUCUCUGUCAGCAAAUUUUUCAAGAGAAGCUACGCUUGGUGCUAGCUAUUCUUUGUGAAACCAGAAAGUAAUGAUUUCUCUGAAGUGAGGUAAGAGCUGAAACCUUUCUGUGGGUCAUUAAUGAAUGAUAAAUUGGAAGUUGUGUCAUACACGGUGAAUUCUAAAAAGAAAGCUAAAACUGAUUCAUGAAUAAGUUGACAUUGACAUAUAUUACGUAUAUCGAUGAUUAGAGCAUAAAUUGAAUACAUGCUAUGGAAAGAAUGAUUUUGUCUAAAUGUUUGCAUUGGAGAAUAUAUGGGAAUAGAAUGGGUUUAUUGCCCAUAAUAACGAUAUUGUAAGUACUAUUAUCAGUACUACACGAACCACUUAGGCUGCUCUGAAACAUCAAAGUUUCAAGAAUGAGAGCAGCAAACCGAACUAGAUCCAUGCCAAAUAGAAUGGUACCCUUUGUGGUAACCAUAAGAUUGCCACCCAAUCCUCUAAGAAUGACGCUAUGUUUCUUAGUUAUUUGUGAGAAACUAGGUCAUAAGACACGAAAGUGUAAGAACAAGUUUAUGUGAUUAUCCAUGGUAUGUUUUAGCAAAUUGGUGCUAUUUUAGGGCUCGCUAACCUGAGAAUGGUUGAAAAACCAUUACUGCCUAGUGCCAUGAGUUUGAUAUGUGACAGGUGGAGAAAGCACGAAAAAGGAGCGAGUGCAUAAGCAAUAAAUCGGGCUCGAACUACUGGUGGACUAAUCACUUGGGCUAGGAGGAUUAUUUUUGGGCCGGGCCUAUUAUUGAAGGAGCUUGCGGCAAAAAUUAAUGGAAGGAACUAAAAGGCCGGCUCUUUUGUCUAAUUGCUGGGGACGGAAUCAAUUACUAAAAAGAAGAUUGGGCCAAUUUCUAGGGAUUAAAAUGGAGUUGGACACGCAAGAAAGGGGAUAGGCAAUUAAUUGGUGGCUUUUGUUGUUUGGAACGGAUUUUUCUUUGGAGAGAGAACCGAGGGGAAUUAUUAUAAGUGAAGGAAAGGCUUGGAACGGAUUCUCGGGGAGAAAAAGAAGAAAAGCAGCGGCGCAGCGCAAGCCAGGGAUCGCGGAGAAGCAGCUGGCGCGGGUGAUCGAGUGCAGGGCAGGGAAGAAAAUUUCAGUAUUUGUUUUUCCUUUGCUUUGAUUCGUGACAUGAUAAUUAAGAACAUGUUUUAUCUCAAUUUCGUCAUGAACUAAACCCCAAUUUCUGGGGGAAACACCAUAGGAUGUAGCUAUUUCUAUAUUUGAUGGAUUGAUUCAUAUUUCUUUUCUUCCAAUCUCUAUUGCAUGAAAUUGCUUAAUGCUUUGUGUUGACUGGCCACCAAUACAAUGAUUUGUAGUUAAUUAGGUUAUUAGCGACAGUGAAACCCUAAUAACUGAACAUAUUUCAUGUGACAUAGUAACUUAUCGAAGCGACAGUGGAUUAAAUAAGGUACUAUGCGGUCUUAAAUAGGAUAUUGGUCUUCAGACUAAAUAAUUAGGUCAUUGAGCUACGACAGUAGGAUUUGAUUUAAUUGUUUAGUACGUAGUAAUUCCCGACAGGGAUACUAGCACAUUCGUGAUAUCCUGCUUGUAGAGGUAUGGAUUAAAUUGAUUGGAAUAUGUGAAUUAAUCUGGAUAGGAUAGGUAGUGAAUCCCGGUGUUUCUCCCAGAGCUUUCUCACACUGAAUUUUCUCCCAACAACUUUAAUUUGCUUAUUUUGUUUAAUUAUUAGCUAGUAGUUUCAUCACUCAAACCAUUUUCACCUAUAGUUUGCUCUAUUAAAUCGGUAAAUCUUAAGGUUGUACCAGUCCCUGAGAGACGAUACCCGGACUUUCCGGAUUACUACGAGAUAGGAUUAAGGCAUAUACGCUUUUGCCCUCUCAAGUUUUUGGCGCCGUUGCCGAGGACUGCCAUACCUUAUUUUUGUUGAUUUUUGUGAGUAAACUAUUUUGAUCUGGGUGUUAGUGUGCAGAUGAAUUUUUCAUGUUUAUCCUCCUCGUGCAUGCCAAGGAGGACGACUGGCAAUUUACUGCCACUAGAUCCCGAGAUCGAGAGGACCUGCCGACAGAACAGGAAGCAGGUCAAGUUAGGGAAGCAGCCUACCACAUCAACAACUCCUAGGCCUUCCCUAACUCAGAAUCGUCAACAGGAGGAACCACUACCUGCUUCAGCACUUCCAGCUGACGAUGCAGAAGUGCGGGUGGAGAAGGAAGCCCCUGCUCCCAAGCCACAACCAGUGGUUAAGGAGCAUGUACCCCAGCUUCCCUUCCCCACUCGACUACACAAAGACAAGUUGGAGACUGAGUUUGCCAAUUUUAUGGCAAUGUUGAAGCAGCUCAACAUCAGCAUACCGUUUGUGGAGGCACUGUCGAAGAUGCCCAAGUACGCGAAGUUCAUGAAAGAUCUCCUCACCAACAAGAAGAAACUUGGGGAUCUUUCGACAGUGAUGUUCAGUGAGGAGUGUUCUGCUAUCCUGCAGAACAAGCUGCCCGAAAAGCGCAAGGAUCCAGGGAGUUUUACUAUCCCUCUUACUAUUGGCAGCAUGCAUGUAGGCAAGUCCUUGGCGGACCUAGGCGCUAGCAUAAAUGUCAUGCCAUAUAAGUUGUAUAAAAAGCUAGACCUAGGUGAACUUAGCCCUACUAGGAUGAGCAUUCAGCUAGCUGAUCGUUCCAUUGUGCAUCCUAGGGGAAUCAUAUAGGAUCUGCUUGUUAAAGUAGGUGCAUUCACAUAUCCUGUUGAUUUUGUUAUUC